CAGCGAGGAAAUGAGUCGUCGGCGUCGCAAACUGAAACCCGACCCCCCUAAGUGAUCGCAAUCCGCAACCGCAUCCAACCCCGAAAAACCCUCCGUAAAUGACAAUCGAGAUGGUUGGAGGUGCCAGUCCCAUCUCUGCGGCUAAGCUUUUUUUAUUUGGGCGAUGCUUUUAUAGGACCACAAGCUCCUAAUCCACAAUUUCAAAUACUACAAUUUUAGAGAUAUUUAUAUAUUUUUUUUAUACUCCAACUACCACGAAGGCCUAAGGCCUAAGCACCCAUUGGGUACCGUGGGGCUAUUAUAGGGGGAUACAUGGGAAAGGCGUGACGCCACACGGACUCUGGCGAGGGAACACUUGUGCAUGCAACAUGCACACAUUCUGGCUCCGCCUACGAGAACCGCCGGGUGGUACCUCCGCGUUCGACAUGAGCAAGCAAUUGGGAUUGGGCCACAGAAAACUUCCAACCUGA
Acanthoscelides obtectus is the source of this 470-nucleotide messenger RNA. NCBI's taxonomy places the organism in Eukaryota, Metazoa, Arthropoda, Insecta, Coleoptera, Chrysomelidae. The record is from the annotation of a GenBank genome assembly.